Molecule: messenger RNA, 645 nt
Organism: Tigriopus californicus
Lineage: Eukaryota; Metazoa; Arthropoda; Copepoda; Harpacticoida; Harpacticidae
Product: cilia- and flagella-associated protein 418-like
Exons: 2
Coding region: 1-483 (160 amino acids)
Cellular component (GO): cytosol
Source: RefSeq, a predicted model, not a curated record
AUGGCGGAUUUGGACGAUCUCUUAAACGAAUUAACCGCGGAACUUGACGAUGAUCCGGAUCCCCGUUCACCCGUGCGUCCGUUGCCAUCGAACAUCCCAUCCAGAUUCGCCCCUAAAGAGCAAAUCCCCGUUUCAGCUCUUCAAAAGAAAUGCAGCCCCGUCUUCUUGUCAGGUUCCAUGACCGCCGUGGGACUGGGAUCGCAUAGCAGCCCGAGGAGCUGCGAUAAACUGAUCUGCUUAGCUUGUGAUUGUAGGGUGGUGAGCUUCGAUAACUACCAGUGGACCGAUGACGUUGAUUACCUCUUCUUAAGGAACAAUUAUCCCGAUUAUUCGCGACUCCAAUGCCAUCUGAGGCCUCGACGCGGCUCCAGGGCCUACGCCUGUCAGUGCCAACAUCAAAGUGCGAUCGAAACCCGGAAAGUUGGGGUCAAUCUUGUCAGUUCCGGUUUGAAAUGGACCUGUACGAGUCAUCCCAUUGUGUAAUCCUUUGGUCACCACACUCCGUAUUAAAUGAGUCGCCUAAACCAAUCAGGUUCUGCUCCAAUUUGUAUAUUCCUCAGUCAUAGGAAAAUCACACUCUUUCUGGGACCAAGUGCUUUGAUAUUUUUUCUGACAAGUACUUUAAAUACACUAACCAUAUUUGAA